Messenger RNA from Dryobates pubescens (Downy woodpecker), 1083 nucleotides. Its product is annotated as olfactory receptor 10A7. Bases 1 to 1083 code for a protein of 360 amino acids. The record is from RefSeq and is a predicted model, not a curated record. The transcript is spliced from 2 exons. Gene Ontology annotation, molecular function: olfactory receptor activity; G protein-coupled receptor activity. Gene Ontology annotation, biological process: G protein-coupled receptor signaling pathway. Lineage: Eukaryota; Metazoa; Chordata; Aves; Piciformes; Picidae. Gene Ontology annotation, cellular component: membrane.
AUGGGACCUGAGGAGGAAAUGAAGCCAGGGAACCAAACCAUCCUUGCUUACUUCUUACUUUUGGGGUUUGCCUUCCAGGGCAAGGUGUGGCUUCUAUUUUCCAUGCUGAUAUCCAUCAUGUUGCUGGCCAUCUUGAUAGGGAACUCCCUAAUUGUUGUGAUCACCACUAUUGACCCUGUCCUGCACACACCCAUGUACUACUUCCUGAAGCAUCUUGCCUUGACAGAGAUCUGCUACAGCCUGAGCGUUGUCCCCAGGAUGCUCAUGAUCCUCCUGCUGGAGAGAAAAGUUAUUUCCUUCACAGCUUGUGCCCUGCAGCUCAGCUGUGUCAUUCUCUUUAUGACUUGUGAGUGCUUCCUCCUAGGAGCCAUGGCUUACGACCAGCAAGUGGCCAUCUGCCACCCACUGCACUAUGCCACCCUGAUGAACAGGGACCGCUGCUUCAAGGCGGCUCUUGGCUGCUGGCUGUCUGGUGUCCCCAUGGCUCUGGGCUUCAGCACAUGGUUAUUUACCCUGCCCUUCUGUGGGAGAAACACAGUGGAUCAUUUCUUUUGUGAUGUUUCUCCUGUGCUGAAGCUGGUGUGUGCAGACACAGCCUUCUUUGAGCUGCUGAUUUUCAUUGCCAUUGUCACAAUCGUGCUGAUUCCCUUCUGUCUGGUAGCCAUCUCUUACCUUUGCAUUGUCCAUGCUGUUCUUCAGAUACCCUCCUCCCAGGGCCAGAGGCGAGCCUUUUCCACCUGUGCAGCUCACCUGGUGGUAGUCACUCUUUUCUACAGCACAGCUGGCAUCAUUCACCUGCGACCCAAGUCUGGCCUCUCACCCGACAUGAAGAAAUUGGUGUCCCUGUCUUACACAGUUGUCACGCCCAUGCUCAACCCCAUCAUCUACAGCCUGAGGAAUCAAGAAGUCAAGCAAAGCCUGAGGAGGUGCAUUGAGAAGUGCUUGCUGAGGAGGCAGUUGGUGACCUGCUGCACCACUCAGACACAUGCAAGUCUAUGGGGCCGGAUGGCAAACACCCAAGGGAGGGAGCCACUUCCCAUCAUUCACCAGCAGUCCUGGCUCACUGGGGAGGUCCCCAGCUGA